This is a messenger RNA of Nymphalis io (European peacock), 713 nucleotides long. RefSeq names its product programmed cell death protein 5 (gene PDCD-5). Gene Ontology annotation, cellular component: cytosol; nucleus. Lineage: Eukaryota; Metazoa; Arthropoda; Insecta; Lepidoptera; Nymphalidae. The record is from RefSeq and is a predicted model, not a curated record. The transcript has 3 exons. The coding region runs from base 109 to 498 and encodes 129 amino acids. Gene Ontology annotation, molecular function: DNA binding.
AUCAAUUGUCAAGCAUUACUUGACAUUUUAAAUAACUCUUUUUUGCUGUUGAGGAAUCAAAGUUAUAUUUUCUUUCAGAAUAACUAACAAAGUUUAAAUAUUAAUAAAAUGGCUGAUCCCGAAUUAGAUAAAAUAAGACAGCAACGUUUAGCACAGCUACAGGCUCAACAUGGGGGUGGAGAUCCUAACCAAGCCAAGGCUCAAGAAGAAAGAAUGCAGGCAAUGGAGGAAGCAAAACAUUCAAUUCUCUCACAAGCUUUAAGUCAAGAUGCUCGAGCUAGAUUAAACAUAAUCAAGUUGAGUAAGCCCGAGAAAGCUGCAAUGGUGGAAAAUAUGAUCUGUAGAAUGGCUCAAAUGGGACAAGUAAAUACAAAGAUAUCAGAAAAGGAACUUAUUCAGUUGCUAGAGUCUUUGAACCAACAGAUGCCUAAAUCAAAUAGCACUGUGAAGUUUGAUAGAAGGAGAGCAGCCCUCGACUCCGAUGAUGAUGACUUGUAGUAUUUAUUCAACAGAACUGAAAUAAUAAGACACAUUUAUUCUUGUAUGAUGUGUGCAGUUUGCAAUGCCUACAGCUGAUUGGACUUUUUUAAGAAGUGAUAGAAAAGCAAUAUUUAGAUUCAAACUUAAAAGUCAAACUGUUAUUAAACCAAGACUUAAUAAUUAUGUUACAAGUGCCUUUUUUGAAAUUGAAAUAAACUGGCAAAUUAAUUUGA